Messenger RNA from Hermetia illucens (black soldier fly), 802 nucleotides. It is a transcript of the gene cnir, whose product is annotated as protein cornichon homolog 4. The coding region runs from base 198 to 668 and encodes 156 amino acids. The record is from RefSeq and is a predicted model, not a curated record. Gene Ontology annotation, cellular component: endoplasmic reticulum membrane; COPII-coated ER to Golgi transport vesicle. Gene Ontology annotation, biological process: endoplasmic reticulum to Golgi vesicle-mediated transport. The transcript is spliced from 3 exons. NCBI's taxonomy places the organism in Eukaryota, Metazoa, Arthropoda, Insecta, Diptera, Stratiomyidae.
UAUAUGAGAGGUUCCGCGCAACCAUCUUUGACAAUUACCUGACGCUGCUGUGCCGAAUUACAGGCAAAGUUGUUUUGAUUUGUGCACACACCUGGUGGCAGACCGGAAGAUGUGACGAGUUCUCGGUGAUUUCAUUCUACCCACGAAUCCAAAAACGUAAACAAUACCAAAGAAUCGAUGAGAGUAGAACGGUCAAGAUGGUGCUAGAAGCAAUCAGCUUGGGAUUUGCGUUUGUUAUGAGCGGCGCCGUGCUGUUCCUGCUGGUCUACUUUAUAUUAACAUUGUCCGAUUUGGAGAGCGAUUAUCUGAACGCUCACGAGUGCUGCUCGAACCUGAACUUUUGGGUAGUUCCCCACUUCGGUGUACACUUGGUAGCGACUAUUCUGCUCCUGCUUGGCUGGCAUUGGGUGUUGUUCCUGUUCAACGCCCCAAUGGUGGCCUGGCUGGGCUAUGAACUAUUCCGGCAGCCAUCCGGGAGCUUGGGCGUUUACGAUCCCGCUGAAAUCCACAACCGUGGGAAGAUAAAGGAGCACCUGAAGAACUGCAUGAUACGCAUUGGAUACUACUUAAUCAUGUUUUUUGUGUAUCUUUAUUGUAUUAUAUCGGCGUUACUGAAGGGAGACCCCAUUCGUCGCCACGAAGAAGGAGAGUACGUUUCGCAUUUGUAGGGAGGAAGGUCCCGCGCAUUCUUUCUAUUUAUUGUACUUUUUAAAUGAGUGUAUUUUGUACAUUGUUUGUAGGUAGAAUUUUGAAUUGAAUUAUAUGUAAGGUCCGAGAUUUUUGGGCGUUUGUCGAAUAAUAA